CGAGAGCGCACCAGCCGCAUGCAGCGCUGCUCCUUCCGAGUUCUCCACGCUGGCUGAAUAGGACACGCUUUUGUUGCCGGUCUCAGGUCGAAGCCAUAGAAUGCGCUCUCCGUCCUCUGCGGGCAGGGACGAUUCGCCGGCGCCCACAUAGACUCUGGCCGGGGUAAAGUUUGCCUCCGGGCACGACCAAGGCCAACAAGCUCUCUCAAAAUUAAUUCAUUAUGCGAGACGCCCUUCUCUUCGUAUGCCAUACUGAGCGUCAAGGACAUCGACUACAAAUGAGAACACAAGUCGGUGGCCAUCGCAACUUCGGUCGCUACCGUGGUGCGCCUUCGCCUUGGACGCGCUACCUUGCAUUCCAGAUCAACUCCGCCACAGCGGACAGACUCCAAACUCCGCUUUUGGCUUCAUUAUUGUCGGCGUUCGCUGAGAGGCCGUUCGACGAGGGCGCUUCGCCUGAUCGGCACCCUACUCCGUCCGGCAAGCACCCCCUCCGCGCUGACUCUCCUCCUGCCCGAUACCCACGACAUACCCAGCCGACGUCAGACGCCGCACCUCGCCUUGCAUCGUGCUCGUAUGUCAAAACGCGGACCAUACCCCCUGCUGGGCCCUCAAUUGAUCUGGCUGCGCACACCGAGAUCUAGCAAGUAACCACCUUUCCGUCUUGGAAUGAAUAGAGCGAUCGAUGCGCAUUGCGCCAAUACAGAAUGCGGGGCGAGUGCGGCGUGCGCGACGGUGACGAUCUCACGGCUUGUCAGACAGGCGAAGGCAGGACCGCUCCGUGAGGCU
Molecule: messenger RNA, 789 nt
Organism: Schizophyllum commune H4-8
Lineage: Eukaryota; Fungi; Basidiomycota; Agaricomycetes; Agaricales; Schizophyllaceae
Exons: 2
Coding region: 222-644 (140 amino acids)
Source: RefSeq, a predicted model, not a curated record